Molecule: messenger RNA, 3333 nt
Organism: Dipodomys spectabilis (banner-tailed kangaroo rat)
Lineage: Eukaryota; Metazoa; Chordata; Mammalia; Rodentia; Heteromyidae
Gene: Hk1
Product: hexokinase 1
Exons: 18
Coding region: 136-2886 (916 amino acids)
Biological process (GO): glucose 6-phosphate metabolic process; intracellular glucose homeostasis; glycolytic process
Cellular component (GO): mitochondrion; cytosol
Molecular function (GO): D-glucose binding; mannokinase activity; glucokinase activity
Source: RefSeq, a predicted model, not a curated record
AGAAUUCUGGCUGGGCAUCAGAAGAGGGUUUGAGACCUGGCUUCAAUUCUCCCCCAACCUGGUCGUGGGCAAGAUGGCCCACCAGCUGAGUCUUAGGCUCUUCUUCUGUACAGAAGAGCCUUGGUCUUGCUCAGGAUGGAUUUCUUCCGCUGUCUGUGCAUGCCUUGUAGAGGCACUGAAGCCCAGGAGACUGCUGCGAUUGACAAGUAUCUCUAUGCCAUGAGGCUUUCCGACGAAACUCUGAUAGAUAUUAUGACUCGCUUCAAGAAGGAGAUGCAGAAUGGCCUCUCCCGAGAUUUUAAUCCAACAGCUACUGUCAAGAUGUUGCCAACCUUUGUAAGGUCUAUUCCUGAUGGUUCAGAAAAAGGAGAUUUCAUAGCCUUGGAUCUUGGUGGAUCUUCCUUCCGAAUUCUGAGGGUGCAAGUGAAUCAUGAGAAGAACCAGAAUGUUCACAUGGAGUCUGAGGCUUUCGACACUCCAGAGAACAUUGUGCAUGGCAGUGGAAGCCAGCUAUUCGAUCAUGUUGCUGAGUGCCUGGGCGAGUUCAUGGAGAAAAGAAAGAUCAAGGACAAGAAUUUACCUGUGGGGUUCACAUUUUCUUUCCCUUGUCGACAAUCUAAAAUAGACGAGGCUAUCCUGAUCACUUGGACAAAGCGGUUUAAAGCCAGUGGUGUGGAAGGAGCAGAUGUGGUGAAGCUGUUGGAUAAAGCCAUCAAGAAGAGAGGGGACUAUGAUGCCAAUAUUGUAGCUGUGGUGAAUGACACGGUGGGGACCAUGAUGACUUGUGGCUAUGACGACCAGCAAUGUGAAGUUGGCCUGAUCAUUGGCACUGGCACCAACGCCUGCUACAUGGAAGAACUAAGGCACAUCGACCUGGUGGAAGGUGACGAGGGCAGGAUGUGCAUCAACACGGAGUGGGGGGCCUUUGGGGACGACGGGUCCCUGGAAGACAUCCGUACCGAAUUUGACAGAGAGUUAGACCGGGGAUCUCUCAAUCCUGGAAAGCAGCUGUUUGAGAAGAUGGUUAGUGGCCUGUACCUGGGGGAGCUGGUCCGGCUGAUCUUGGUCAAGAUGGCCAAGGAGGGCCUCUUAUUUGAAGGACGAAUCACCCCAGAGCUGCUUACCAGGGGGAAGUUUAAUACCAGUGAUGUGGAGGCCAUAGAAAAGAAUAAAGAAGGCCUCCACAAUGCCAAAGAAAUCCUGACCCGCCUGGGAGUGGAGCCAUCUGACGAUGACUGUAUUUCGGUGCAGCACGUGUGCACUAUUGUCACAUUUCGCUCAGCCAACCUGGUGGCAGCCACACUGAGCACCAUCUUGAACCGGCUGCGUGAUAACAAGGGCACACCCAGGCUGCGGACCACUGUUGGUGUGGACGGCUCUCUCUACAAGACGCAUCCACAGUAUUCCCGGCGUUUCCACAAGACCCUGAGGCGCCUGGUGCCUGACACUGAUGUGCGUUUCCUCCUCUCGGAGAGCGGCAGUGGCAAAGGAGCUGCCAUGGUGACUGCGGUGGCCUACCGCCUGGCCGAGCAGCACCGGCAGAUAGAAGAGACCCUGGCCCACUUCCGCCUUACCAAGGAGAUGCUGCUGGAGGUGAAGCAGAGGAUGCGGCAAGAAAUGGAGAUUGGGCUGGCGAAGGAGACACAUGAAGAGGCCACUGUCAGGAUGCUGCCCUCCUUUGUCAGAAGCACCCCGGAUGGAACCGAGAAUGGUGACUUCUUGGCCCUGGAUCUCGGAGGAACGAAUUUCCGUGUCCUGCUGGUGAAAAUCCGUAGUGGGAAAAAGAGAACAGUGGAAAUGCACAACAAGAUCUAUGCCAUUCCCUUGGAAAUCAUGCAGGGCACCGGGGAAGAGCUUUUUGACCACAUUGUCUCCUGCAUCUCUGACUUCCUGGACUAUAUGGGAAUUAAAGGGCCCCGGUUGCCUCUGGGCUUCACCUUCUCCUUUCCCUGCAAGCAGACAAGUCUGGAUGCGGGAGUCCUAGUCACCUGGACAAAAGGUUUUAAGGCAACGGACUGCGUUGGUCAUGAUGUAGCCACCUUACUAAAGGACGCAAUAAAAAGGAGAGAGGAAUUUGACCUGGAUGUCGUGGCUAUGGUCAACGACACAGUGGGCACCAUGAUGACCUGUGCCUACGAGGAGCCCACCUGUGAGAUAGGACUUAUUGUAGGGACUGGCUGUAAUGCCUGCUACAUGGAGGAAAUGAGGAACGUAGAAAUGUUGGAAGGGGACCAAGGCCUAAUGUGUAUCAACAUGGAGUGGGGUGCCUUUGGGGACAAUGGGUGUCUGGACGAUAUCAGAACCGAGUAUGACAGAACAGUGGACGAAUAUUCUCUAAACACUGGGAAGCAAAGGUAUGAGAAGAUGAUCAGUGGUAUGUACCUGGGUGAAAUUGUCCGCAACAUCUUGAUUGACUUCACCAAGAGAGGAUUCCUCUUCCGAGGACAGAUCUCUGAGCCACUCAAGACCCGGGGCAUCUUUGAGACCAAGUUUCUCUCUCAGAUUGAGAGUGACCGGUUAGCGCUGCUCCAAGUCCGCGCCAUCCUUCAGCAGCUGGGUCUGAACAGCACAUGCGAUGACAGCAUCCUGGUUAAGACAGUGUGCGGCGUGGUGUCCAAGCGGGCUGCCCAGCUGUGCGGCGCAGGCAUGGCUGCCGUGGUGGACAAGAUCCGAGAGAACAGAGGGCUGGACCAUCUGAACGUGACCGUGGGGGUGGAUGGGACACUCUACAAGCUGCAUCCCCACUUCUCCAGAAUCAUGCAUCAAACCGUGAAGGAACUGUCACCGCAGUGUAACGUGUCCUUCCUCCUAUCCGAAGACGGAAGUGGCAAGGGGGCUGCCCUCAUCACGGCCGUGGGCGUGCGGCUCCGAGAAACCAGCAGCUAAGAGCCAGGAACCCCAGCCUGCUGCCCUUCCAGCUCUUCUCUAUACAAGCGAUGACCCCCCCCCCCCUUGUUCCACCCAGCGAGCCGUGCUGGGCGACCCUGGCACCAGAGCCUGCCUUGCCAACGUGGGAGGAGAACAGAACCCAACCAAUGGCGCCUCACGUAGGGUCCCACAUAGAGUGUAUGCUGUUGAUAAUCUCUUGCCCGGACCCCUCUCACUGCCCUGCCACUCUGCAUGAUUUGAUCUCCACCCAGCCGUGCAUCCCCCACAUGUGAGGUGUAGCGGCAUCCCUCCCUCGGGCGCCCCGCCAGCCGAGCCAUGGCUGGUUCAGAUGAAGACUCACACCAUCCCACAGGCCUGAGGGCCUCCGGAGCCCGUCCUUGGGGUCACCUCCUCCGAGUCAAAUGUAUUAUCACCAGCAGACACUGCCGGACCCCCUCUCCCAGG